UCUCCCUCACCGCUCGGCUGCUGCUCCUGUUGCUUGGAGCUACGCCCAGAUACUCAUGCAUGCAACAUGUUUCGACGCACCAAGAGUUGUCGAGCCAGUAACAGGAAAAGUCUGAUCCUGACCACCACCUCUCCCACUCUGCCUCGCCCACACUCCCCUCUGCCCCUGCCUGGACACCUCGGAAGCAGCCCUCUGGACAGCCCACGAAACUUCUCUCCCAGCAACCCGGCACACUUCUCUUUCGCCUCCUCCCGAAGAGCUGAUGGGCGCCGAUGGUCACUGGCAUCUCUGCCCUCAUCUGGAUAUGGCACCAACACUCCCAGUUCAACGUCCUCCAGCUCGUCUCAGGAGCGGCUGCACCAGCUGCCUUUCCAGCCCACCAUGGAUGAACUGCACUUCUUAUCCAAGCACUUUGGCAGCACCGAGAGCAUCACAGAUGACGAUGGGGGCCGCUGCUCGCCCCACAUGCGCCCACGCUCCCGCAGUCUCAGCCCGGGACGCUCCUCCUCCUGCUAUGACAAUGAGAUAGUCAUGAUGAACCAUGUGUACAAGGAGCGCUUCCCCAAGGCUACGGCACAGAUGGAAGGCAGGUUGGCCGAAUUCAUCCAGGCCUACUCUCCUGAAAACGUUUUGCCCCUGGCCGACGGGGUCCUCAGCUUCAUUCAUCACCAGAUAGCUGAGCUGUCCCGGGACUGCCUGGCCAAAGCCCGCGAGGGCCUCAUCACCACUGUCUACUUCUUUGAGCUGCAGGAAAAUCUGGAGAAGCUACUCCACAAUGCUUAUGAGCGCUCAGAGAGCUCUGAGGUAGCCUUCGUCGCAGAGCUGGUAAAGAAGCUUCUCAUCAUCAUCUCCCGGCCUGCCAGGCUUCUGGAGUGUCUGGAGUUUAAUCCUGAGGAGUUUUACCAUCUGCUGGAGGCAGCGGAGGACCACGCGAAGGAGGGACAUCUGAUGAAGACGGACAUCCCCCGUUACAUCAUCAGCCAGCUGGGACUGACCCGGGACCCUAUAGAAGAGAUGGUAAACCUGGAUAGUUACGACAGCGAGGGGCCGCUCACACCCGAAACGGAUGACUCAACGGAGGGUAAGAUCAGAGCAAUGAAACCGCCAGGGGAGGCCGACUUCCAGACCAUCAAGCUGAUCAGUAAUGGGGCUUAUGGUGCUGUGUACCUGGUCCGCCACCUGGAGACACGCCAGCGUUUUGCCAUGAAGAAGAUCAACAAGCAGAACCUGAUCCUGAGGAACCAAAUCCAGCAGGCCUUUGUGGAGAGAGACAUCCUCACAUUUGCAGAGAAUCCCUUCGUCGUCUCCAUGUUUUGCUCCUUCGAAACCCGUCGACACCUCUGCAUGGUGAUGGAGUAUGUAGAAGGAGGAGACUGUGCCACCCUGUUGAAGAACAUCGGGGCUCUACCCGUGGAAAUGGCUCGCAUGUACUUUGCAGAGACUGUCCUGGCGCUGGAAUAUAUUCACAACUAUGGCAUUGUUCAUCGUGACCUCAAGCCUGACAACCUCCUGAUCACCUCCAUGGGGCACAUCAAGCUGACAGACUUCGGCCUGUCGAAAAUGGGUCUGAUGAGUCUGACCACCAACUUGUAUGAAGGACACAUAGAGAAGGACACACGGGAGUUCUUAGAUAAACAGGUGUGUGGUACUCCAGAGUACAUCGCUCCAGAGGUGAUUCUUCGUCAAGGUUAUGGGAAGCCAGUGGACUGGUGGGCCAUGGGCAUCAUCCUCUAUGAGUUUCUGGUGGGCUGCGUGCCUUUCUUUGGAGACACUCCAGAGGAGCUGUUUGGGCAGGUCAUCACAGAUGACAUCGUGUGGCCGGACGGAGACGAGGCUCUCCCUGUUGAUGCCCAACAUCUGAUCUCCACCCUUCUGCAGACAAACCCUCUGGUCCGACUUGGCACAGGUGGUGCUUUUGAAGUGAAGCAGCAUUCAUUCUUUGCAGAGGUGGACUGGAACAGCCUGCUGAGACAGAAGGCAGAGUUCAUCCCUCACCUAGAGUCAGAGGAAGACACAAGCUAUUUUGACACUCGCUCUGAGCGCUACCACCAUGUCCACUCAUAUGAUGAGGAUGAUACCAAUGACGAUGAGCCUGUGGAGAUCCGUCGCUUCUCAUCCUGCUCCCCUCGAUUCAGCAAGGUAUAUAGCAGUAUGGAGCAUCUGUCCCAGCUCGAGCAUAAACCUCCCACUGCGACUCGGUGGGAGCACAAGGUCCCCAGGGAGGAACGGGUGGCCAAAAGAGAAAGCCUGGGCAGCCUCACGCUUAGGGACAAGAGCUGGAGGACAGGAUCACCUGAAUUGAAGCGCUUAUCCUGCUCCGAGUCUUCCUUCACUGAGAGCGACUCCAGUCCUCCCUCUGGAGCCCGCAGGCGCUUCUCUGCCCUCAUGGACACACACCGCUUCGCCUCACCUCUGGAAGUUGAAUCUGAGCUUAGUGUCCCCACCAGACAGCCACAGGUCAAGACCAGGGGGGCUUCACUGGAGGGAGCAAUGGGCACCACCUCCAGUCAGGGGGAUUUGAAAACCAUCCCCAAAGAGGGCAAUGGGCUCGUUUCUGGAGACAAGCUGUUGAGACCUGCGGAUGCGUCAGUGCCUCUAUCAGGCAGCGCCGCUGUUCUGGGGGUCCCAGAUCCACAGGGGCCCCGAGGAGCCACAAAUGACCUGGUUCUGCGGAGGGUCCGCCACCAGCAGCUCUCAGCUGAGGGCGAGAAACGCAGCUCACGACCGGGGACAAAAGUUAUUAAAUCUGCGUCUGCCACUGCUCUGUCUGUCAUCAUUCCUGCUGUUGAACAGCAUGGAACGUCCCCUCUGGCCAGCCCCAUGUCUCCUCGCUCCAUCUCGUCCAACCCCUCCUCCCGUGACUCCUCUCCCAGCAGGGACUACUCCCCCACGGUCAGCGUGCUGCGCUCUCCCAUCACUAUCCACCGCUCCGGGAAGAAGUACGGCUUCACCCUCCGAGCCAUCAGAGUCUACAUGGGCGACAGUGAUGUCUACAGCGUACACCACAUGGUCUGGCAUGUUGAGGAUGGAGGGCCUGCUCAGGAAGCUGGACUUAAUGCUGGUGACCUCAUUACUCAUGUGAACGGGGAGUCGGUCCAUGGUCUUGUACACACAGAGGUGGUGGAACUCAUCCUCAAGAGUGGAAACAAGGUGACAGUUACCACUACGCCCUUUGAAAACACCUCCAUAAAAGUGGGUCCUGCCCGCAAGUCAAGCUACAAAUCCAAGAUGGCACGGCGCAACAAGAGGGCUGUUAACAAGGAGGGACAAGAUAAGAAGCGCAGCUCCUUGUUCAGGAAGAUCACCAAGCAGUCCAACCUGCUCCACACCAGUCGCAGCCUGUCCUCCUUAAACCGCUCACUGUCAUCUGGAGACAGUCUCCCAGGCUCCCCGACCCACAGCCUCACUGCUCGCUCUCCCACUCAGAGUUACCGCUCCACCCCCGAAUCUCCCUACCUAGGUACUUCUUCACAGAGCAGUUCUCCAGCUUCCAGCACUCCUAACUCCCCAGCAGCCUCUCAGCACAUGAGGCCCAGCUCCCUGCACGGCCUUUCGCCCAAGCUUCACCGCCAGUACCGCUCCGCACGCUGCAAGUCUGCUGGCAACAUUCCCUUGUCUCCCUUGGCUCACACCCCCUCCCCUACCACGUCCUCUCCUCCACCUCUCGCGGGCCACACGGUAGGGAGCUCCAACACCACCCAGACUUUCCCUGCCAAGCUCCACUCCUCGCCCCCUGUCGCCCGCCCACGUCCCAAGAGUGCCGAGCCACCCAGAUCCCCCCUGCUCCAGCGAGUGCAAUCAGCUGAGAAGCUAGGAGCGCCCCUCCUGCCCUCCUCAUCUUCAUCAUCAUCAUCGCCUUCUCCGCUCACAGGGGGGGUGUCGAUGCGUAAGCAUAGCCUGGAGGUGACGCAUGGUGACUACAGGAGAGAGUCAUUCCACUGUGAGCAUAGCCUGCAGAGUCUGCUGGAGAUGGAGGGAGAGAACGGACCUGCUCCCCCCUCUCCUUCAUCGUCAUCCUCCCCUUCUCCGCCCACAGGAGGGGAGAUAGGAGGCCUGAAACCUGUGAGGAGGCUUGGAAGGCAGGAAUCACCUCUUAGCCGUGACACACUGCUCACAGGGAGAGAAAAAGACACCCAUACCACAGCAUCUCAGCCUGCUGCGUCCCAAACUGAAAGCAUAGCUCCUAAAACUGAAUCAAAGACCAGUGCAGUUGAUGCAGGUAAGACGUUGCCCUCUGCUGAGGUUCCAAAGAGCAAAACAGCUGUGGCUGCAGUGGAGACAAAGGCUGGUCCAGUAUUGGCUCCAUCCUCUACAGAGACCAAGCCCGGCCCUGGGGAUAAACCUCCAACUGCAAGCACUCCCAGCUCUGAGGCAGCUGUGGCUAAGAGUAAACCCAGUGAGAAAAUCUCCACUCCAGGCACAUCUAAAGCCCUGCAGCCACAGGAGAGUAAGCAACAGAGCUCACAGACAGAUGGUGGCCCUGCAGCUAAAGCUCAGGAGAAGCCAGAGGAGAAAGGAAAAGGUAUUGCAGGUACAGACAAAAGUACCAUACAGAAGCCAGCAGCUACAGAACAGCCCAAGACAGGUAAAGGCACAGACAGGGGAGAGACAGGGGAGAACACUGUGAAAGGAGGAGCCAAUGGCAGCGAUAAAGCAACUGAAUCCCCCAAGGUCAAAGGUCCUGCACCUCCAGUACCAACCCAAGCUCAAACCCAAGCUCCAACAAUAUCCGCAGCCCCUGUUCCGGCUGUCACCAGAUCGAAAGCAGAGAAGGUAUCAGGCCCAUCGAGCAGCUAUCGAGGGGCCAAGGAGGAGAGGGCCCACCUAGAGGUCCUGGAGGAGAACCCCAUGUCCCCUUCCUCCAAUGCAGCCUCCCCUUCCUCAAGCAAGUCCCGGCCUGUGUCCCCAGGGGACAAGGCCAGCUUUGUCACCCAGCUCACUAGUGUGGCCAAAACUGUGCUAGGGCCUAUGAAGGUGGGAUCCCAGGAGGGGGCCAAGGGAAAAGACUCCCCCAAGGCAAGUGAGGAGAAGCGAGGAAGCGCAGCAGCAAAACCUGAGGCUUCGUCUGGAGUUGGUCGCCGGGGGGCCCAGACAACAUCCGCGGGGAGCGCUGGCUCAUCCCAGUCUGAUAAGGCAAACACACGUAGCUCCAAGCAUCACUCAUGAUCCAGGAAUAUAGGAAAGACUCGUAUACCAUGCCUUUUAUGUUUGAAGGAAUACUGUAGCAUCAUAAUGACAUAUCUGGGAUGGACAAGACUUUCCGCCCUUGAAUGAAGGGGAAACAUAAAUGCCUGAAAAAACACCAAAUAGAUUGACAUGUAGACUAAAGAGAUGUGGACAAAGAUGCAUCAGCCACUGUUUGCAAAUGUGUGUACAUGGUGUUGUACUGUAGGCCUACGUAUGUACUGUUCAUCACAAUGUGUUGUAUAUAGUAAAGAAGCGUAUGUCUUAAUGCAUGUUCAACAUUGUACAUGGAAAAUGAAAGAGAAUAUUUAAAGAGAAGUUAAAAAAAAAUAUAAAAGCAGACCUAAUGGUAGUGAACACUGUGAACAACUUUUCAACAGACCACAAAAAGCAUACUGUUACUGCACGUGAACAGGCAGGAUUCUGUUAUGAAUGGGCAUUACUCAGUCAAGUUAAUCACCAUUCAGAUCAACUCCAGUGCCAUCUUUUAGUUCAGCUGAGAUAGCAAAACUACUGCACACAUUUCCCUAAAAUCCGGGCACUCAAAGGGUUUAGGCACAGUAAGAGCUGUCAUGUGGUGAAUAGACAUAACAAACAGUCAUUUGCUAACAUAUUGCAGACAGGGUCAAGAUACAAAAUGCUUGCAGUGACAGAGACAGAACAGAGGAUAACUUACUUUGUUUCUGAUCUGUUUAAGGGCUGAAUUCCAGUAGAACUGACAUGGACUAGAGGAACUUGCACAGGGACACUAUGCAAUGUGCUUUUGAUGCCACUUUUUGGUGUCCCCACUUACUAAGUUUACAUUGUGCUCAAGACAAGAUGAUAGUAGAUGUGGGAGAGGGUUGCAAUAAGCCAAGCAAACAGAUUUUGUUUUUAAAAGUUGUCUUUGUUGACCUUGUGAAAUGUGCAAUUAUAUAGUCUAGGCUAUGAAGUGAAUACAUUGGUGUGUCGAGAUGUAGAGGAGGCUUUGUAUGCGUUAAUGUAAGUCUGGUCAGGUGAUGAAGUGUGCAAAGAACCAUAAUGAGACUAGCACUAUAGAAAAGUAGGCUAGAAAUGCUCUUUCUCUUGUUCCCUUUUAUGUAUGCAAAAUUAGUAUUGUAUAAUGUAAUGUGUGAAAGAAAGUGCCAGUGUUUUCAUUUAGGGACAAUGUGUUGUUUACAGUGAUAUUUAUAAUAAUAUGCAAUCCUACAGUGCCCAGUUACAGUAGAGCUGAGUGCCCUUGUCAGUGAGUAGUAGGCUACACACACACACACACACACACACACACACACACACACACACACACACACAGGGUUAGGUUUCUUAGGAGCAUCUUUUGAUCGCUUUGGGGACACGAGGUUCAGACUUGGCUUAGACUGCCACCUUGUGGUAGGUAGCAUAUGACACCAGAGGAGAGCUCUUGAGAUAGAAAACGAAUGAUCACUGAUUAGCAUUCACCUGAUUAGAAGUCAGAUACCUUCUGCCUGCAGAUCUUUCCAUUUUGUACAUUUCAAGGGUGUUGUAUCAUUCUUCACUGAUUAACCUGUUCAGAUCGAUGUCAAAUAAAUUCCCCGACAGUCUUAGCUUACAUGACAUGCUCACUCUAUCCAUGAUGCUGUGUUUAACAGAGAAGAACCCCAUGUUUAGGUGUUAAAUGCCUGUGUUCUUGUGUGUGAUGAUAUGAGAAAACUGCACUUUACUUUGUGUCAAAUACGUUUAUUUACUAUUUAUUCUUUUUAUUUGUCUGUCAAUUACACUUUUUUAUUUAUUCAAAUGUUUUUGUAUGUCAUCCGCAGUUGAAUUUCUGCUUUACUACUGAAUUUUGUUCAUGAUAUUUCUGAAUUUUACAUCUAAAAUGAGAAAUCUACCAAAUCUUUGUGGCUGUCCUAUUUUGUGCAGUUUUACCCCUUGUCAUUCCAUUGACUUGACAGUCGCAAUAUUACUGUAAUGUCUGUUUUUUUGUUUGUUUGUUUGUUUUUUGUCCAAAUGUAUGACUUUAACACAACAGCAACCAUCUCUGUUUGUUGUUGUGCAUUACAUUGCAACAUGUUUCUUCGCCCACCAUUGUGAAAAACUAAUGCAAAAAAAGUAUAGUGCAGAAAUGUAAUAAAA
This is a messenger RNA of Myripristis murdjan (pinecone soldierfish), 7275 nucleotides long. RefSeq names its product microtubule associated serine/threonine kinase 1b (gene mast1b). The record is from RefSeq and is a predicted model, not a curated record. Gene Ontology annotation, molecular function: protein binding; magnesium ion binding; protein serine/threonine kinase activity. NCBI's taxonomy places the organism in Eukaryota, Metazoa, Chordata, Actinopteri, Holocentriformes, Holocentridae. The coding region runs from base 67 to 5166 and encodes 1699 amino acids. Gene Ontology annotation, biological process: cytoskeleton organization; peptidyl-serine phosphorylation; intracellular signal transduction. The transcript is spliced from 26 exons.